Dendroctonus ponderosae (mountain pine beetle) is the source of this 2045-nucleotide messenger RNA. RefSeq lists its product as uncharacterized. Gene Ontology annotation, molecular function: alcohol dehydrogenase (NADP+) activity. The transcript is spliced from 5 exons. Gene Ontology annotation, biological process: alcohol metabolic process. The record is from RefSeq and is a predicted model, not a curated record. Lineage: Eukaryota; Metazoa; Arthropoda; Insecta; Coleoptera; Curculionidae. The coding region runs from base 252 to 1415 and encodes 387 amino acids.
ACGCAACCUAAGCAUGCACAUCACUGAACAGAGAACACAGAAACAAGCUUGCGAGUGUAAACAGAAAACUUCUGUAAAUAGGCGUGCAAGUUGAGUGAAUACGAAAUUCCAGGUUAGUGCUUCUAGGAGAGUGAUUACAACAAACGUUUUUUCGUGUGAACCGCGAUUCGGUUAAUUUGUAUCAAUUUUUCAGUGAUUUGUAAUUAAUAAUAAAACAAUCUUAAUUAUUCUUGCAUGCCAUAUUUCCGUUUAUGAUGUUAACUGAGAGUGCUUUGAUUAAUUUUAAUCAUUCUUUAUCUGGGUCUGGCAACAUGAAUAAACUGUGUCGGCAAGUAUCAAUUGAGUCACCGGGACCCAUUAUUAAGGACUGCGUCUUCAGCUUUGAAGUACCAGUUCCAGAUGUUCCAUCCAAAGGAGCCCGCAUUCGGGUAGUCUGCGCAGGUGCCUGCUAUCGCAUGCGCACACGAAGCACUUCAACUUCUAGCAUGUCUUCCAUAGAAGAAGCUGGUUACUCCCCAGCGCAUCAUGGUGUUAGAGAUGGAGCUCUUUUUCCUGGCUAUGAAGUGGCUGGAGUUAUUGACGCAUUGGGCGCCGAUGCCGCUGCUAGUGAAUUCAAGAUUGGGAGUCGAGUAGUGCUCUAUCCCUAUGAUGGAAUUCCCCAUGGUUAUGCGGAAUACAUUGUGGUUCCUUCUUUAGAUUUCUUGGUGCAUGUUCCAGACAGCCUUCCUCUUGGGGUCGCUGCCAUGUUACCAACUGGUGCUCUAUUAGCUAAAAACGCUGUUCUAAGCGCACACAAAUAUGUUUUGAAAUUAUUUGAAGAAAAAGCUGCUGAUCAUGUGGUGCGCAUUCUGAUUGUCGGCACUGGAGGUCUUGCUCUAUGGGCUCUAAGAAUUGCUCAACAUCAUUUUAAAGCUCCGGAAUAUAUUGACCGCGUAAAGAUAACAGUUGCAACAUUGAAGGACGAAGGCCUUAUGAGGACUGCUGCUGAACUCAAACGAGUAAACAUCGUCCAAUGGAAUGAAGAUUUAUAUGAAAAGCAAUUAAUUGAAAGGACUAAAAAUGCUUGCAACGGAUUAGUUGACAUUGUCAUUGACUUCGGUACCACAUCUAGAUCUUUGCAUAGAUCUCUACAAUGCUUAAAUGCUGGUGGAGUUGUUUUGGUUAGUGAAGAAGUGGCUGACCGUCUUUUACCAAAGUUUUCGCGAUUGAUUCAUCAAACAAAUCAGAAGAUUGAAGCAGUGGCAAAUGGAUCUAUCGAACAACUGAAGGAAUUGGUGAAAUAUGUUGCGGAAGGAGCUAUUAUUCCUCCUCCUCACACAGAAUUCUCGGCUGAUGAAGCCUCUAAGGUGGUUGAAAAGCUGUGUCACUCCCAAAUACCUGGUAGAGCAAUUCUGCGUUUCCACGACAUUCAGUAAAUUAUGUUCAGUAGAAUAAAUCGAAUUUUUCGUGGAAUAUGUAUCAUAUUCCGCUUCACCUUUAUCUAUUUAUGAUCUUUUUUACCAAAUAUAUCUUUUGUGAUUGUAAUAUUUCCACGUAGAUUAAGUAAUUAUUUGGUUAAUACCCUGGGACAAGGCACCUUAUCAAAAGCCUGUUCGCCAUUCAUCUGAAAUUAUAUUGAAUGUUUUUUUCUCCACCAGGCUAGUACUUUAAAAUUGUGUUAUUUGGUAAGACGCUUAUUUGUACCUUUGGCAUUGUGAUAGGCUUUGUUUUAGUAGUCUAAUAUUUUUGUAAACCCGUUUCUAGCUUUUGCCUACCUAAUUUGAAGAUAUGUAAGCAACUACCUUAAAAAUGAAUGAAUCGGCGAGUGUGAUUAGUUGGGUAAACAGCUAGGUGUGGAGUAGAAAGUUGUACCUAAUACUAACAGUAUAAUUCCUCAUCUAUAAGUAAUAAAAUGCUUUAUGAAAAAUUGUUUAAGGAUGUAUCGUAAGUAGUAGAAGAUUGUUAUAUUUUUUAUUAAUUCCUUUUAGUUUAAGUCUGUUCUAAUAAGUUUCUAUUUUUUGUAUGUACAUAUAAAAUAUACAAUAAAUAAUAAAUCUAUGUUGAAA